AGUAUCUUGUAACAUUUUAAUACCAAAGAUUUAAACAAUAAAUCUGCUCAUAAAAUGGCUGGCGAUAAUGUGAUGAGAGAUAUUCGCAUCAACAAACUGGUACUAAAUAUCGGUGUUGGCGAGUCAGGCGAUAGGCUGACCCGUGCCGGAAAGGUUUUGGAGCAGCUAACAGAGCAAAAACCGGUCUUUUCGAAAUGUAGAUUUACCAUCCGUUCCUUGGGAGUUCGUAGAAAUGAAAAAAUCGCUUGUCACGUUACCGUACGCGGCAAGAAGGCACUCGACAUCUUGGAAAGGGGUCUCAAGGUCAAGGAGUACGAACUCAAGAAGAAGAACUUUUCUGACACUGGAAACUUUGGAUUCGGUAUCCAGGAACAUAUCGAUCUUGGCCUCAAAUACGACCCAUCCACUGGUAUCUACGGAAUGGACUUUUACGUCCAGCUGGUCAGGCCAGGCUAUGGCGUCACCAAGAGAAGGAGAUGCAAGUCCAGAAUUGGCAAGCAGCACAAGGUCACCAAGGAAGAAGCCAUGAAAUGGUUCCAGGACACCUUUGAUGGUCUCAUCUUCAACUAGUGUGUGUUCU
Messenger RNA from Theileria equi strain WA, 580 nucleotides. Its product is annotated as 60S ribosomal protein L11, putative. Gene Ontology annotation, molecular function: structural constituent of ribosome; RNA binding. Gene Ontology annotation, biological process: translation. Bases 55 to 570 code for a protein of 171 amino acids. Lineage: Eukaryota; Apicomplexa; Aconoidasida; Piroplasmida; Theileriidae. The transcript has 3 exons. Gene Ontology annotation, cellular component: ribosome; cytosolic large ribosomal subunit. The record is from RefSeq and is a predicted model, not a curated record.